Molecule: messenger RNA, 1803 nt
Organism: Rasamsonia emersonii CBS 393.64
Lineage: Eukaryota; Fungi; Ascomycota; Eurotiomycetes; Eurotiales; Trichocomaceae
Exons: 1
Coding region: 1-1803 (600 amino acids)
Source: RefSeq, a predicted model, not a curated record
AUGACACACCCCGCCCCCACCGCCAACAACGACCACGAUGAUUCAACAACAAGAACAACGACGACGACUUCGUCUUCGACGAGUUCGACAGCAGCAACCCUCUCCACCAAACUCCUCCACCAAUGCCGCCUCCUCCUCGCCGAACUAGACACCUUCCUCGCCGCGCUCGCCACCCGCCUCCGCAGACACCAGCAGCAGCAGCAUCUGACCGAGAUGCGGCAGUUGCGGUCGAACGUGUUCUCGGAAUUGAGGACGUUGGAGCGGUUGGCUGCUGAUGCUGCUGCUGCGGCGGCAGCAGCAGCAAAAACCUACGGUGGUGAUGAUGGUGCUGCUGCUGACGCAGCAGAUGUUGCAGAGUCCGAGCGAAGGCUUCUGCAUGCGCUGAGGUCGUCGAAUCUCCCGUUCUAUGUCGCUGUGUGGACGGUUGCGAAGAAGAGGUGUAUGGGCGUGGUGGCGUUUGGGAAGAGGUUUUAUUGGGAUGACGAUCACCAUCAUCACCAUCAUGAUGAACAUAAUGUUGUUGAUGAUAAAGAAGAAUGCGGAAUGAAAUCGAAGGAUAAUGAAGACGAAGAUGCUAUUUCUAUUCCUCCUACUACUGCUACAGGGAAAAAGAAACGCCCCAGCAAGGACAAGCGGAAAAGCGUCUUUGUGGAUAUCGUCGCUGAUAAUGGCGAGGAGUGGGUCAAAGUGUCUACGAUAUCGGAGAAUAGGCUACUGUUUGAGAUGGCGGAGAAGGGGUGGGAUAGGGAUGAUGAGAGCGAUGAUGAUGCUCUAGUUUCUGGGGGAGAAGACGCAGAAGAAGAAAGGCAGAGAUACGACAGGAAGAAGAAGAGUCUACACUCCACUGAUACAGAUGAGGAAGACCAGAUCGAAUUGGUAAAGCUAGCCUCGGAUAUGGCCAAAGCUGCGCGCGCAGUGCGCGUUAGAUACAGACACCCGCGCAUCCGGUUCGUCAUGCCCAAGAUCGUGGAAGGCAGCAUUCCCGAAAUCGACGCCGUCCUCAACGACAUCCGCAGUUAUGGCGUCACGGUGGAAUGCGGAACACACGUCCCGGACGUGCUCAACGACGAGCUGGACGGGAGUCGCGAUCCAAGCUCGGUCACACCCGAAGACCUCCCCCUCUCAACGUUGCUCCCGAAUCCUUACGAAAAAUUCACCCCCACCCUCAAUGUCGACUGUACGCUGCUCCUGGCUCUCGUUUCUGACGUCUCCCACAUCCGACAUAUCGCCCCGUCUCCGUCUCAUCACCGCGCUAUCCGACGACAGAUCGAGCUGGAGGAGGAACAACCUUUGGUCCCGAGCGAACUCUGGCCGGCAAUGGUAGGCCGUCACCUGAUCUGCACCGAAGAGGCAGCGAAGCGCAUGAGAGAGAUCGUCGACAUCAUUGGGACAGACACAGAGAAGGAGAGGACGGCAAUCUUGAUGGGAGAUCGGGGAUCAGACACGCUCGAUCUGCUCCAACGAUUCCAACGACUUUCGGAUCACGAGAUCCCCCGCGAGUGGCUCAUUCCGAUCAAGGUGGUCAACGCUCAACCGGAUAUCAACGCAGGCUUGCAAGACGGCAAAUUGCCACCGGUAGCUCACAAAGUAACAGCAGCCCUGUCGGUUAUCAACCGCAGCGUGUUUCUCUAUGGAUGGGUCAAGGGGAUUGUGACGGUAACCAGCAACAGAACGGUUGUCAAACAGAUCGAGAACAUCAUUGAAGAGAACAGGGGCGGCGACGAUGCUUUACAGGGACCUCAGGUGUGGGUGUGUGAUACAGCCAGGAGCUUGGUGGGUAAAGAAAAGAAUCGAAGACCAUGA